Messenger RNA from Rosa chinensis, 2339 nucleotides. RefSeq names its product pentatricopeptide repeat-containing protein At3g56550. The record is from RefSeq and is a predicted model, not a curated record. Gene Ontology annotation, biological process: RNA modification. The transcript has 2 exons. Lineage: Eukaryota; Viridiplantae; Streptophyta; Magnoliopsida; Rosales; Rosaceae. Bases 322 to 2142 code for a protein of 606 amino acids. Gene Ontology annotation, molecular function: zinc ion binding; protein binding; RNA binding.
UGCACUCAAUAUGUAUAGUUGUGAAAGGUGAUAUAUAUGUAUGCAAAUCCAACUCCAGCUAGUUAUUGUCGAUCCCUUCAUUGCGUACUGCCUAAUUGAACAACACAUAUAUAUCAAUUCAAUUUGAAAACCUUAGGAGACACUGAGUGAACUUCGAAACACACAUACAAUCCGUCAGUAAAUGUGAAAUCACUCGAAUACUAUUUUGCAAUCAAAAGAUGAGUUUGAUGACGCUGUGGAAAGCUUGUAGAGAUCUAGAUAGAAACAGUUUAAACACCCUCACCCAAAAUUGAGUCAAUUCAAUCGAGAAACAUACAUGCCAUGUCGACAAUCCAUACCUUCCAAGCUUCGAAAACCAAAGCCAUCCUAACCCUCUUGCAAGGAUGCAACACCCUCAAAAGGCUCAGAAAAAUCCACGCCCACGUCAUCACCAACGGUCUUCAACACCACCCUUCCAUUUGCAGCAAGCUCCUCAACUUCUGCGCCGUCUCCGUCUCAGGCAGCUUACCCUACGCUCAGCUGCUCUUCCAUUAUCACAUCCCAAACCCACAAACCCAAGACUGGAAUUCCAUGAUCAGAGGCUUCUCCCAAAGCCCAUCUCCUCUUCAAGCCAUUUCUUACUACAACCACAUGCUUUCGUCCUCCUCCGCUUCCGAUUCCCCACCCGACACGUUUAGCUUCUCGUUUGUGCUCAAGGCUUGCGAGAGAGUCAGGGCAGAGAGCAAGUGCCGAGAGGUUCAUGGAGUUGUGGUUCGCCAUGGUUAUGAUAUGGACGUUGUUGUUUGCACCAAUUUGAUGAAGUCUUAUGCUGGCAAUGGGUCAGUCGACAAUGCACGGAGAGUGUUCGACGAAAUGUCUGAGAGAGACUUGGUGUGUUGGAAUUCCAUGAUCUCGUGCUACUCUCAAGCGGGUCUUCACCAUGAGGCGUUGAAUAUAUUUAGUCUUAUGAGAAAUCAAAAUGUGGGUCUUGAUGGGUUCACUCUUGUUGGGUUGCUUUCGUCUUGUGCUCACUUGGGUGCGUUGAACACCGGAGUCACAAUGCAUGAACUUGCUCGUCAGAAGGGGUUUUUGGGAAGUGUUUAUGUUGGCAAUGCGCUUAUAGAUAUGUACGCAAAAUGUGGUGACUUGGAUGGUGCUCUUUGUGUCUUUGAGAGAAUGAGAAAGCGGGAUGCUUUUACGUGGAACUCCAUGAUUGUUGGGUAUGGAGUACAUGGUCGAGGGGACGAAGCAAUCUAUUUUUUUGAGAAGAUGAUGAUGGCAGGUGUGCAGCCGAAUUCCAUCACAUUUCUCGGUUUGUUAUGUGGGUGUAGUCACCAAGGAUUAGUAGAGAAGGGUGUUGAUUACUUCCAUAUGAUGAGCUCCAAGUUCAAUAUCAAACCUGGAAUUAAGCACUAUGGGUGUCUGGUGGAUCUGUUUGGUCGAGCUGGGAAGCUCGAGAAGGCGCUUCAUGUUAUUAGGGCAUCACAUGCACAGGAUGAUCCAGUUCUAUGGCGGACUCUGCUCAGCUCUUGCAAGAUUCAUAAAAACGUGGAAAUAGGAGAAGUUGCCUUGAAGAAUCUAAUCCGUUUAGGGUCAUCAAAUGCAGGGGACUACGUACUUCUUGCCACUAUUUAUUUUAGGGCGAAAGAUGCAGAUGGUGUUUCAAGGAUGAGAAAAUUGAUUAAAAACCAGGGAGUGAGGACCGCUCCUGGUUGGAGCUGGAUUGAAGUUGGCGAUCAGGUUCACAAAUUUGUAGUGGAUGACAAGUCACAUCCAGAUACUGAAGAAAUCUAUCGAAAAUUGGAGGUAGUAGUCCAACGAGCUGCUCUACAUGGUUAUCUGCAAGAGGAAUCUCUUAUCAGAGCCUGUGAAUUUACCUCCAUAGACACCAACUGUUCGGGAACUUCAGGUUCAUGUCACAGUGAGAAGCUGGCAAUUACUUUUGGCUUGGCAAGAACUCCAGAAGGAACAUGUUUACGGAUAGUAAAAAACCUGAGAGUUUGUAGAGAUUGCCAUUCAUUUACAAAAUUUGUUUCCCAAGCAUUUAAUCGAGAAAUAAUUGUUAGGGACCGAGUUCGGUUUCAUCACUUCAAGGGUGGAUUGUGUAGUUGUAAAGACUAUUGUAAGAAAGCUGUCCAUGAUAUCUCCGUUUUUGGUUUUUGAUUUAGUUACGAUUUUGUAUUCUUCUUGAACAAUGGUUCUAAUCCUGAACAGCCUCGUCGAAUCCUCUUCCCUAAUGAUCUUUUCAAUCUUUGGCCCCAAUUUACCAAAAAGAGAAGUCAUUUUGUACAUUCAACAAGAAAGUAACAGGAGCUUCUUCAAUGACAGCGCAAAAUGAUCCUACUUGGAUCAGGGGCAUA